AUGAAAAUGGCUGAACAGAUCAUUGAAUCCACACGCUUUAGAAAGACGGCCGUUAAAGAGAGAGAAAAGCACGAAGUUGCACAUGUCAACAGACUCAUUCAAUUGAAGAAUUGUAAAUUGCUCGACGUUGCCACUCGUGAUCAAAUCAAGAGGUACAUGGAUUUGAGGUUGAACGAUACAAACAAAUUCUAUGUUCAGUAUGUGUACUCCGAAACGUCUCCGAAGUGCCGGUUGUAUGCGCGCCACCUUGUCGGCGGUCAAGGGUUUGAGAGGAAUCUACGUUGUUACAGUAUGGAGGACUUGUACAUUGAUCUCGACAUCGAAAACGCAUUUCCAAGCAUUACCUUACAAUUGAGCAAGAAACUGAAAUUACCCAAAUGCAAGAAUUUGACCGAGUACGUUAGAAAGCGUGAUACGAUCCUUCAGAAAUACGGGUUGAAUAAGAAGUCCGUUUUGGAAGCGCUCAACAAAUCAUAUGAAGUUCCCAGUCACCCGUUCAUCAAAAGCAUUCACAAAUUUAUAUACGAAACUUUCCUCCCACCUUUCAAGGAAAUGCCCGAAUUCAAGGAACUUUGGGCAAUUACCAAGAAAAACAAAAACGACGGAAAUAGGGAUGGUUCGUUCUACAGCAAAGUUCUUCAAUAUCAUGAAAACAUCAUUCUUGGCGAAAUGGAGACGUUCCUGGAGAGCAGUGGUUAUGAAGUACCUGUUCUCGUAUUCGACGGCCUUCAAGUUCUUCGAAACGAAGAGAAUUUACCGGUCGACCAGACUCUUAUUAAUAACUUGCAGCAACAUGUCAACAAAACGACUGGCCUCUCCGUCGUCAUCAAAGAAAAGCCAAUGAACUACGAGGUCAGUUACCUGGAGAAGUUAGGACUUGAAGUCAUACCAAUUGUAGCACAGAGCGAUAGUGUGGAAGAGACAGCGCCUCUCAUUAGAUUACCGCUUUUUGAAGAUCCUUUGUUAGAUCAACUUGCCAAAAACGCUAUUCUCCACAGAAGUCAUGAUGCGGUCGCUCGCUUUCUUAUUGUUUUGUGGAGAGAUGAUUUUUACUACAAGAAUAAGGUCUGGUGGUACUUUUCGUCCCAUCGGUGGACUUGCGAUUCCGGCGAGUUCUUUCAACAUCGCCUUUUGACAGAAUUGAUGCCUCUAUUGGAAGAAAAGACAAAAUGGAAAAGUCAUCAAAGCGACGAGCGCUUAAUUGACAAAUUGGAGUUUCGGAAUGGAAAGCCAAACGAUUACUGUCUCCUGCAAAUUGGCUAUGACUAUAUCGAGUAUGAUCCGCAUGAUGAGACAACGGGAAUAUGUUGUGAAAACUUCGCUUCAUCUCUGGGGUGUAAUCACAACGAUAAGUUCAAUAUUAUGGUCGGCCCGGGCGCACAAGGAAAAUCGUUCCUUGUAGGAUUAAUGACCGAAAGUAUGGAUGUUUACGCAACGAGUUGGAACUCAUCCAUUCUGGUGAACGACUUUAACGGGGACAAAGCGAACCCGGAGUUGGCAGAUGGUAAAUAUAAACGUUUCAUUGAGAUCCAAGAAAACAAGAAAGAAAAAGCCCUCAAUAUGGAGAACGUUAAAAAACUAACCGGUUACGAUCCAGUCCGUGCGAGAAAUCUCUAUGAGAACGGUUCCAACUUUGUCAUCAAAGCAUUGCUGUUUUUGUCCGUGAAUGAUCUACCUGUCAUCUUAGAAGUCGAUAAUGAUCCGGCAUUAUGCGAUCCUGACAAGCAUAUCUAUCUUGCGGACAAGGGAGCCAAACGAAACCGAGGGUUUCAAGCACCGUACUUCAUGUCCAUUCUAAUCAAAUAUUACAAAUUGUAUAAGGAAGAAGGAAUCCAGACGCCGCAAUCCAUUCUCGAUGAUACGAUCAAGUACAAGAGAAAUAACGACAUCUAUCAGACGUUUUUUGAUGAUUGCUGUCUCCAUGCACCUGAAAACAAGAUUCUAGUGGAGGAUAUCCACAAAGAAUGUAUCGAGUGGGCCAAACGGCAACAAAAUAAGAACAUACGCAUUAACCGAAACGAUAUGUUGAAAUGGUUACAAAACUAUGCUAGAUCACAAGAUGAUAUAACUUACCACAAGUGUCUUCGAGUUACAAAAUAUGUAGACGGUAAAGGGAUGUCGAAAGUUUCUACCGGAUUCCAAGGUAUCAAAUUAAACCGAUAUGAGAUGCUUCCGCAACAAUCGUAUUCAGUAUGUGAAGACUCGGCGGAUGAGUAA
Molecule: messenger RNA, 2217 nt
Organism: Fimicolochytrium jonesii
Lineage: Eukaryota; Fungi; Chytridiomycota; Chytridiomycetes; Spizellomycetales; Powellomycetaceae
Exons: 4
Coding region: 1-2217 (738 amino acids)
Source: RefSeq, a predicted model, not a curated record